CUCUGUUUACACUCGUUAAGGAAUCAGUGAAGGAUCAGACAAUACAGUCGAUCAGGGAAUUAACAAUGCCGCACACACUAAUUUGGAUUUACACUGUGCUUCUAUUAAUCAACGCGAAACUGUCUAGUCAAAUUUCUCUGACUGACAAAGGGUUUACUGGUGAGGAGAAUGAUGAGGGUGUGUCAGUGACAUUCACCGCUGUUAGUGUGCUGGACAGUAAGCUCACCCAGAUCUUCUUCCCAGUUGUAUACAUCAUCAUCUACAGUGUGGGCUUGCCAACCAAUGCUAUGGCCAUCUGGGUCUUCCUUUUUAGAACAAAGAAGAAACACCCAUCAUCCAUCUUCAUGGCCAACCUUGCACUGGCGGACCUCCUAUUUGUCAUCUGGAUUCCUCUAAAGAUCGCAUACCAUUUCAAUGGGAAUAACUGGAUCUACGGUGAAGCCCUGUGCAAAGUAUUAGUUGGGUUUUUCUACGGGAACAUGUACUGUUCUACUGCUUUUAUCGCGUGCAUCAGUGUUCAGAGGUAUUGGGCCAUAGUACAUCCUCUUUCCCAGCAAAAAUGUAAUAACAAGUUGGCAGUGGGUGUGUCUGUGUGUGUGUGGUUGGUUGUGUGGCUUAUUACCAUUCCUCUAUAUCUUUACGACCAGACUGUGAAGGUCACCAACCUUGACAUCCUCACCUGCCAUGAUGUCACUCGCCCCAGCCAAUCACUCUACCCUUCUAUCUAUUUCCUGACCAUGGGAGUUGUAGGAUUUGUAGUUCCCUGUGUAGUGUGCAUAGUGACUUAUGUACAGAUGCUGCGCACUCUCAAGAGCUCUAUGACGGAUGCCAUCAUUGUUCAGAAGCGGAGGAAGACUAUUAUCCUCAUCGUCACGGUACUGGUAAUGUUCCUGGUUUGUUUCACACCCAGUAACAUCAUGCUUAUGGUGCAUUACUCCCUGUUGUCUGCCGGUGUGAAGAACAAUGGGUACGGCUUCUACAUCACUACACUGUGCCUGGCCAGUCUCAACUGCUGUGUUGAUCCGUUUGUGUACUAUUUCAUCUCGGAUGAGUUCAGGGAGCAUGUCAGAAACACGUUUCUAUGCCGCAGCGAACGCACAGCGAAGAGGAUUCGGGUGUCCUUCAGUGCACUCAAGUAUUCUAAGAAAAGCAGUACCUACACAUCAGACUCUGGAAAUACACAGAGCAGCUCCUACUAGGAAUGAAUUUCAGAGACUACAAGCUGUUUUGAAAUAUGUGCAGGGACACCCAGAUAAUGACCUCUAGAAAUCUAUAUGACCUCUCAUUAAUGGUAUUAUGAACUAUGCGAACUUAAAAUGCAAGGACAGAUAUCAGAAAUGUGCACUGAAUUGCGGGUUCAAUACAAGUUAAGUGCGACGACAGCAUUUGUGGCAUAAUAUUGAUUGCCACAUAAAAUAUAUAUAUAUAUAUAAUUUUUUACUUUUACAGUAAGGCACUUACAAUGUAAAGUACAUGGGGCCAGCAAAUAAACAUUAAAAUAUAAAUUGUUUCAAAAUUGCCACAAGAUGUAAACAUUAUACGUGUUAACUUGAUUUUGGAGUGACAAAAUUGCUUAAUACCCUUAUCAGUGUGACGUUAUAUCAAAUAUUAUACUUUGUUGCCAUGAUGAAGCAAUACCGCUAAACACUAAUAGCAAUAUUAUUACACUAAAAUGAUGCAGAACAGAGAUUUUAUCACACUUAAAUCAUGUUAACACGCAUAAUGUUUACGUCUUGUGGCUAUUUUUUUGAAACUGUGAGUAUUUUAUUGUUUAUGGACUGGCCCCAUUCACUUCCACUGGAAGUGCCUUAUUGUAACUUUUUAGGCCACAAAUGCUGUCACUUGAGCUUAAUAUAUAUUGAACCCAGAAUACUUCUUUAAAUGGAGUACUGCAGUAAAUUUAGUCAACAAAAAUCUCAAUCAAACCAUUUCAUCAAACCAUGAAAUCUUGCCUUGAAAGUUAUUUUUUUAUUUGUUUGAUUAUUUCAUUUUAAUGUCCAGAAUAGGUAAAGAAUGGAAUCCAGCCCAUGUGUGAAUGUCUGAAGGUCUUUUAAAAGAAAUCCAUAAAGGUUUUAAAACAGCACUUCUUGGAAUCCCAUAUUAGCCUCUUGUUUGGCAACAGUCACCAUGGUUUGAGUGUUGUCAUUGUUUUAUGUGGCAUUACGUUACUAGUUACAGGUUGCCUUGAAGUUGGGAAUGGAGACCUCUGUGGGUUUAUUUUAUAUAUAUAUAUAUAUAUCUCAUCUGCAUUGUUUUGUUUGCUCAUGUUUCGUGUGAUUUCUCAGAAUCUUCUCUUUUAUUGAUCUUUAGUCUAGAUCAAAAGGAUGUACGGUAGAAGGUGACUGAAUGACAGGAGUGUUCUUGCUUUGAGCACCUUUUAGGCCUUCCUGAAGCAUUUUACAUUCAUGUUUACAUAUAUGGGCGUUUCAUGAAUCUUAUACAAAGCGCUAAAUGAAUGUGAGAUGUUCUAUGAAUCAUUCUAUAAGUGAUCAAUUUUAGAUGUGUGAAUGUAUGCAUAACUUACUGUAACUGAGAUUGGUACUAAAGCACUAAAUGCCAAAGUGGUAGCACAAUUGACUAUGUCAUUUUUUAUGCAUAAUCUUAUAAGAGAACAUUUUUGUUUUCCUGUUUAUUUACACCUUUCCCCCUCACCUGGUUUUCAAAACACAGUAUAUAUGUUUUAAUGUUAUUGUAUAUGUGACUGCAAUUUGUAUCUGACAUAUUUUAAAAAAAC
Messenger RNA from Xyrauchen texanus (razorback sucker), 2734 nucleotides. Its product is annotated as proteinase-activated receptor 2-like. Gene Ontology annotation, biological process: phospholipase C-activating G protein-coupled receptor signaling pathway; thrombin-activated receptor signaling pathway; blood coagulation. NCBI's taxonomy places the organism in Eukaryota, Metazoa, Chordata, Actinopteri, Cypriniformes, Catostomidae. Gene Ontology annotation, molecular function: thrombin-activated receptor activity. The transcript is spliced from 2 exons. Bases 66 to 1199 code for a protein of 377 amino acids. Gene Ontology annotation, cellular component: membrane. The record is from RefSeq and is a predicted model, not a curated record.